AUGAGAAAGCACCCCCGCGUGGCAGGUGUGGCUCACCGGGAGGCAGGUGUGGCUCACAGGGAGGCAGGUGUGGCUCACCGGGUGGCAGGUGUGGCUCACCGGGUGGCAGGUGUGGCUCACCGGGUGGCAGGUGUGGCUCACCGGGUGGCAGGUGUGGCUCACCGGGAGGCAGGUGUGGCUCACCGGGUGGCAGGUGUGGCUCACCGGGUGGCAGGUGUGGCUCACCGGGUGGCAGGUGUGGCUCACCGGGUGGCAGGUGUGGCUCACCGGGUGGCAGGGGCACGGUGGCAGUGUGGCUCACCGGGUGGCAGGUGUGGCUCACCGGGUGGCAGGUGUGGCUCACCGGGUGGCAGGUGUGGCUCACCGGGUGGCAGGUGUGGCUCACCGGGUGGCAGGUGUGGCUCACCGGGUGGCAGGUGUGGCUCACCGGGUGGCAGGUGUGGCUCACGGGUGGCAGGUGUGGCUCACCGGGUGGCAGGUGUGGCUCACCGCAUGGCAGGUGUGGCUCACCGGGUGGCAGGUGUGGCUCACCGGGUGGCAGGUGUGGCUCACCGCAUGGCAGGUGUGGCUCACCGGGAGGCAGGUGUGGCUCACCGGGUGGCAGGUGUGGCUCACCGGGUGGCAGGUGUGGCUCACCGGGUGGCAGGUGUGGCUCACCGGGUGGCAGGUGUGGCUCACCGGGUGGCAGGUGUGGCUCACAGGGAGGCAGGUGUGGCUCACCGGGUGGCCGUUGCGGAAGACAAAGUCGGAACCCCUCGUGUUGAACUCGCGGUGCAUGUGACACGCCCCCGCUCAGGUUGGCCGCUCGGAUCUGAUGCUCCAUAUGGCAGGAUGACACGUGCAUGCAUGGCAGGAUGA
Messenger RNA from Closterium sp. Naga37s-1, 858 nucleotides. NCBI's taxonomy places the organism in Eukaryota, Viridiplantae, Streptophyta, Zygnematophyceae, Desmidiales, Closteriaceae. The record is from the annotation of a GenBank genome assembly.